This is a messenger RNA of Amborella trichopoda, 1255 nucleotides long. Its product is annotated as 11-beta-hydroxysteroid dehydrogenase A. Gene Ontology annotation, molecular function: oxidoreductase activity. The record is from RefSeq and is a predicted model, not a curated record. Lineage: Eukaryota; Viridiplantae; Streptophyta; Magnoliopsida; Amborellales; Amborellaceae. Gene Ontology annotation, cellular component: cytosol.
AUGGGUGUGAUAAACAAUUUGUUGAGCCUGGUGUUACCUCCUACUGCCAUUGUCUUCCUCUCUCUGUGCUACCCAACCUAUGCUACUUUGAAGCUCUUCCUGUACCUCAUCAGCCCUAUUCUUGCUGAUGACAUGAGAGGGAAGGUUGUUCUCAUAACAGGGGCUUCUUCUGGCAUCGGGGAGCAUAUGGCAUAUCAGUAUGCGAAAAGAGGUGCACGUUUGGUUCUUAUAGCCAGGAGGGAGCAAAGCCUUCAAGAAGUUGCAGAGAAAGCACGAAGCCUUGGCUCCCCUGAUGUCAUCGUUGUUCAUGCUGAUGUAACUAGAGUCGAUGAGUGUAAAAGAUUCAUCGAUGAAACCAUCAACCAUUUCGGUCGUUUGGAUCAUCUUGUUAACAAUGCCGGAAUUGUAAGUCUAUGCAUGUUCGAAGAAGUCACCGACAUAACCAAGCUUGAACCUGUUAUGGAUGUGAACUUCUGGGGUUCGGUAUAUCCGACUUACUAUGCCAUUCCUCACCUACGAAAAGUCAGGGGAAAGAUUGUGGCAAAUGCCUCUGCUGCAGGAUGGUUGCCGACAGCCCGCAUGAGCAUCUAUAAUGCCAGUAAAGCAGCUAUGAUAAACUUCUUUGACACACUGAGGAUGGAAGUCGGACCCGAGAUUGGGAUCACCAUUGCAACUCCCGGUUGGAUAGAGUCAGAGAUGACUCGAGGGAAAUUCCUGAACAAGGAAGGAGAGAUGGUGGUCAAUGAGGAGACGAGAGAAGUUCAGGUCGGCCCAAUGCCUAUUGGGUACACACAGGGAUGCGCAGAAGCGAUAGUAAAGGGUGCUUGCAUAGGAGAUAGAAAUGUAACAGAGCCAUUCUGGUUUAGAGUGAUGUUCUGGUAUAGGCUAUUGGUCCCUGAGGUGAUGGAAUGGUGUUAUCGCUUGCUCUAUGUAACUAAACCAUGGGGAUCAAGGUACCCACCAAGCAAGAAAAUCCUGUAUGCAACAGGAGCUGAGAAGGUUCUCUACCCCACCUCAAUUCAAUCAGAAGAGACAAAGUCAGAUUAACCAGUGUUUCAAUCAAUCGCUAUGGCCACAUCAGAGGCUAGCACCUGUGAGCAAUGGUGUAAGAAGCCAUAAUUAUUCGAACCAUAGCCAUGUUCAUAAAUAAGAAUCAUCUAGGUUAGUACCACCGAGCUAUUUGUAUUUACAGCUAACUCCAGUGUUAUCAGUACAGAUAUAGUUUCCUGAACCUUUGUAGUUUCCUGAACCUUUG